ACGUGCUGCAUGGGAUCCUGUGUUUACUUUGCAGGAGAGCAGAGUGGAUGCAGCAGCACAGCAUCGCUGUCUUCCUCCUCCACUCUCUCUUCUCAGUCCUUCGCCCAUCCCAGAGACUGACUCUGCUGUUUCUCUCAGUUCCUGCUCGGUCGACCUGUCCCUCUCUUCUCCUCUCUAUCUCUCUCUCCCCAUCUCUUUCUUUCUGUCUGCAUCUCCACUGAGUGAGGGAGAGGGAAGAGGAAGAGGCUGUGAGGGCUGCAGCACUCCGGCGGGAGUGAGCAGAGCUGCCUCAGCUGGAGCAGCAGAUUUUGCAAGAGCAGGACCUUGCUGGACGUCCAUCACCGGACCCGUAGAAGACUGCCAGCAUGUGCGACUGUUUUCAUCUGGCGUUCCCCAACUGGCAUGGGCCAGCCACGGGUGCUGGGCGAAGGCUGAGGGGACCUGAGCAAGAAACAGAAGAUGAUUCAGUAUGUGAGGAACCUGGGAUUUUAGAGGGGGAAAGACCUCGCCCUCAAGGCUCCUCCCCCGUGGAGGAAUUUCCAGCUGAAAAAACGGUAGAGGAGGACAUUGAUAGCUCACCUCACAAGAGUAGCAACAAAAGAAGCAGAAAAGUCGGUUUUGGGUCUCUUUUUGACAAACGCUCUCCUGCUAAAAUGAGUGACUCAGAGGACACACAAAGUGGUGAGGCUGGAGUGAUUGUGAAACGAGUGAAAAAAGCAUGUGCUGAUGGAUUGGUAGUGACCGGAGGAGGGAAAGAGGGGAUCUUCAUCAAAGAAGUGAAACCAGAUUCACCUGCUGCAAAACAACUGUCUGUGAAAGAAGGUGAUCAGAUACUCAGUGCAACAGUAUACUUUGAUAACGUGUCAUAUGAGGAUGCGCUCCAGAUUCUUGAGCAUGCUCAGCCCUAUAAAUUGGAGUUUUGCGUAAAACGCAAAAAGGAAUCAGCCGUACCAGGAGAUGCUGAAAGUCUACAGCCAGAUGGCUCCCCACACAUGAGAACUCCAAGAAAGAAAAAACAUCAAGACCGCAUCUCAUGGCCAAAAUUUCCCUCUUUUGGCAAGGGACAUAAGGCCCAGUUUAAAAGAUCUCACAGCACCUCAGAAGCAGAGGAGCACAAGAAAUUAGAGAUGAGCCCAACAACAAGUGACACAGAAUCCCCAGUCAAAUCGCCAUUGAAAUCACCAGAUGGAAAAGGCAAGAAAAAGAAGCAAAAAAUCAAACUGAAAAUGAAAAUGAAAGGCCACAGGAGCAGGUCUGUUGAAGAAACUCAGACACUUGAAAAGAUGCCAAUAUCAGAAGACUUGAUCAUUUUGGAAGAUCAUCAAGUUGGAGUUAGAGAGGGAGAAGAUCAGUUUAAUGAGAAACCUGUGAUACAGUUAGUAGAGAUCCCACAGGACAUGGAUGAACCUGAAUAUAAAGAUUCUUCCAAGAUUGGCGAUGAUCAUGCAUUUCCAAGUUUGUCUGGAAUGGAACAGCAGCAUGAGGCUCAUCUCAUCAGUCUGGGUAAUACACUAAAGACUACAGAUAUUUCAGAUGCUCUUGCUGAGGGAUCUGCAACUGAUACAAGACACUCUGAAGAAGGAAAGACAGAGCGAUCUGAACUGAAAAUUAGCAUUGGCCAAGAGGAGAAACCCAAAAUAGCAUUAGAUGGCCAAUUAAUAAAUGUGUCAGAUGUAAGUGGCACCUUAGAUCCAUCUGCAUAUGACAGUGUUGUGGUAAGUCCUGUUGUAAUAUCACAGGCAGAGGUGGAAACAUCUCAACUUGAAACAGAAGUACUCAGCAAGGAGAGUUCUGAGAAAAAAAUGGAACUUAGGUCUGGAAGUACAGAAACAAGCAAGUUCCAACUAGAUGCGUCUGUAGAUUUACUGGAUAUAGGAGAACAAAAACAAUCUCCUAAGACAGAUAAAGAAAAGCAGUGGAAAGAAAAAACAGUACUUGAAAAAGAGAGUUAUGGAAUUCGAACCAGAGGUCCUCUGGCAGAUAUAGCAACCACCAAAACCCCCUUUGCUAGUGCAGUUAAUGGGCUUCAGUUUAUAACAACAGAUUCCUCUGAAAUAAGAAAAGAUGACAAAAUGUCUGAAAAUAUUACUGUAAUUUCCCAACCACUUCCCAAAUCUCCUAAUACAUUCUCUGCUGUAGAUGGAACAGAUUCACACUUGGAAAUAAAACCUUCCAAGCUACCGACAGAGGCAAAUAUUGAUGACAUUUUACCAGGUCUACAUAAAAGAUCAAAGUUUAAAUUGCCAAAAGUGGAUCAAUCUGGCUUUGAAAUUCAAGAACCACUGACACUGAUUCAGACAAGCCUGCCAAAACGAGAAGACAUUGAGAUUCCAGGGAUGGAAGACACUAAACCAAAACCUAGUCUUCAAACUCCUGGGAAGAAGGUACCAAAAAUUGAGAAGAUCAUUAAUAUUACUAAGGAGAGAGAAAUUCAAGAAGAAUUCAAUGUUGAGGAUGUUAAGGAGGCUGUUUCUAAGUUUCCAGUCUUGAAACUUCCAGAGAGGGACAUUACAGGAGUGCUUGUGCAGAGAGAAAUCACAAUUAUGGAAAUGAAGUCAGAUAAAACAAGCAUUACCCCUAGGGGAUCUCCUCGUAAAAUAUCAAGUUCAAGUGCUGACAGCAGUUCUAUGGUCACUAAAAUCAAACUAGGUAAAGAAGAGUCAUCAUCUCCUACUACAAUAGAUAAAGACACAUUGAGAAAGAUACCAAAGAUUGACCUACCAUUUGUUGAUGAGGAAACAGUGACUGUGUCCAUGAUAGACUACACAAAGCCAAAAGGUAAAAAUCAACAAAUAACCACUGAUGAGAUUCUCAUUACUGAUGAUGGGAAAAGCGCAGAUGUUAAAUUCAAACUCCCAAAGCGAGAGGACAUUGAAAUCCCAGGGAUGGAAGCCAUAAAAGACUCUUCUAUGCCCAGUGAAAGACAGGAAAGUAAGAAAUACAGCAGCCAACAGGAGAAGAAAUCUAAAAAAACAAAAAAAGGCAUGUCUGACAUUCGAAUUCCGAAUAUUGGAAUUGAUUUACCCAAAAAAGAUGUCCCACUUCCUAAGGACAUAAAGGAGACAAAAUUGCAUGCUGACAGUAAGAUUCCUGAACACAGUGACCUUAAUAGGAAGGAGGCCAGAAGCCCAAGGUCAGAGACAAAGGUUGAACAAAAAGCCAGUGAUGUAUUGAUAAGUGAGCAACUGGAAGAGGAAAAAAUGGGAGUAUCUGCAAGGUUGAAGACAAAGACAGACAUAGGACACCGUGAACCAACGGAUGACAUUAGAAUGCAAGUUGAUGAUAAAACCGAAACUUCACAUAUGAAAACUGAUGUGAAAGGGAGAAAGUUCAAACUGCCAAAGUUUGACAUCAGUUUCCCCGAGGUAAAAGCACCAAAAAUGUAUGUAAGUGCAUCCAAGAAAGAGGUGGAUUUUUCAGGCACAGAGAAAACUGGAGAAGCAAUGUCAGAAGGACAGGCAUAUCUACCUGAGGGAAAGAUGGGAGUACAGCCAUCUACUCUUGAAGAGCAAACAAAAAUAAGGGUUACAGAUGCAGAAUUAAACACACAGCUCAAAAUGCCAGCCGAGCCACAGUCAGCUGACAUAAAUGAGUCUUCUGUAGACAAGGAUGAAAAAUAUUUUGGUGAAGAUAUGAAGGCUGAAGGGCAAGGAAGCAGGUUCAGAUUGCCAAAAUUUGACAUUAGACUUCCUGAGAUAAAAGCACCAAAAAUAGAUUUAAGCGCAGCAAAGACAGAACUUGAGAUUUCUCUACCUGAAAGAAAAGUGGAAGCACAUCCUCCUGAUGGUAGUGUGCAAGAUGUACCAGAGAUGCAAUCCAAAGGUGUUGAAGACAAGUCAAAGACUUCAAGCUUUUCAUUUCCCAGGUUUGGAUUUUCUAAAGCAGAAGUCUCAAAUGUUGAUGUGUCAUUACCAGACGAUAGUGCCAAUCUGGAAGGAGAAAAUUUAAACAUUGCAGUUUCAAGGAAGGAUACUGACCAAAAAGAUGAAACAAAGUUUGGCUCUCCAAUAAAAUUUAAACUUCCCUCAAUCACACUUCCAAAGUUUGGACAUAAAUCUUCAAAAGCAGAAAUAGAUGUUUCGGGUGUGGAUUUGCAAGCUAAAGGACCAGACACCACUUUCACAGAUGAACAGUUAACAUUGAAAACCAAAACACCUUCAGUCGAAACCUGGGGACUUGAUUUAGAAACAGAAAGGAAGCUUUUAGAAGCUUACAUGCCUUUACCAGAAGGAACUGUAGAUGUAGAAGGACCAAAGCCUGAUAUUAGAACAUCAGUAAAUGUCUCUCCAACAAAAUUUAAACUUCCUUCAGUCACAAUUUCAGGAAAAGAUCAGAAGGAAAAAGUUGAAAUUGCUCCUCGGGGUGUACAGACCACAGGAUCAGAAAUAGGUCUACCAAAUACAGAAUUAGAAUUGUCAGCUGAGCCACUGCCAACAUUUGACAAAAAGGAAAAAUCUUUCAGUGUUGAUAUGAAGGCAAAGGAUGUCCAACUUGAAGGGCAGGGAAGUAAGUUUAAAUUGCCUAAAUUUGGCAUCAGCCUUCCUGAAGUAAAAGGACCAAAAACAGAUUCAGCUGCAGGCAAAACAGAGAUUAACAUAACUUUACCUGAGGGAAAGAUGGAAGUGCAUCCACCUGAAGUUGAACUAAAAGAGGUAAAAACUGAGGUAAAAACACAUAUUCCAGAAAUAGAUUUUAAAGGUCUUGAUGUAAAAACAAAAGGACCAAGUUUUACAUUUCCCAAAUUUGGAUUUUCCAAAUCAGAAGUGAAGGUUCCUAAAGCUGAUGUAAGUCUUCCAAACAUUGAUGUUAAAUUACAAGAAGGAAGUGUAGACUUUGAAGGCCAAAACACAGACAUUACAGUAUCAGUAGAUGAAUCUGGACAAAAAGAUGAAACAAAGUUUAAACUUCCCUCAAUCACUUUACCAAAAUUUGCAACCAAAUCUUCAAAGGGAAAAGAGGAGGAUAUACAGACCAUGGGACCAGAAAUUAGUCUACCAAAUGCAGAAUUAGAAUUGUCAGCAGAGCAACUGUCAGCUGAUAUAAAGGUGCCUAACCUGGAAAAUAAGGAAAAAACACUCAGUGCUGAUAUGAUGGCAAAGGACAUCCAAACAGAAGAGCAAGGUAGCAAAUUCAAAGUGCCUAAGUUUGGGAUCAGCCUUCCUGAGGUAAAAGGACCAAAAAUAGAUUUGGUCGCCACCAAAACAGAGAUUGACGUAUCUUUACCAGAGGCAAAGAUGGAUUUUAAUCCACCUGAGGUUGAACUGAAAGAAGGAACAAUGGAGGUGACAGCAGACAUUCCAGAAAUAGAUUCUCAAGGACCUGAUGUAAAAACAAAAGGACCAGGUUUUUCAUUUCCUAAAUUUGGAUUUUCUCAAUUCGAUAUGAAGAUUCCAGAAGCUGAUGUGAGUCAUCCAAAAGUUGAUGUCAAAUUACCAGAAGUCACACUCCCAAAAUUUGCAACUAAGCCUGUAAAGGGAGAAGUAGAGGAUGUACAGAUCACUGAACAUGAAAUAAGUCUACCAAGUGCAGAAUUAGAACUGUCAGCUGAUAAAAAGAUACCGGAGUUUGACAAACAAGAGAAAUCUCUCAGUGUUGACAUUAAGGAAAGAGACACUGUAUUUGAAGAACAACAAAUUAAGUUCAAAUUGCCAAAAUUUGGGAUCAGACUUCCUGAAGUAAAGGGACCAAAAAUAGAUUCAACUGGAGCCAAAACAGAGAUUGACGUAUCUCUUCCUGAGGGAAAGAUAGAAGUGCAUCCACCGGAAGUUGAACUAAAAAAAGAAACAGUUGAGAUAAAAGCAGAUGUACCACAAAUUGAUGUGAAAACAAAACGACCUAGCUUUUCAUUUCCCAAAUUUGGAUUUUCUAAAUCAGAAGUGAAAGUUCCAGAAGCUGAUGUAGAGCUUGCAAAGGAUGAUGUCACAUUACCAGAAGGAAAUUUAGACUUGGAAGGUCCAAGUACUGAUAUUACGGUAUCAGUGGGCGAUUCUGGACAGAAAGAUAAAACUAAGUUUGGCUCUCCAACAAAGUUUAAACUUCCCUCAUUCACACUCCCAAAAUUUGGAACCAAAGUUUCAAAAGGGGAAGUAGAGGAUGUACAGAUCACAGGACCAGAAAUAAGUCUACAAAAUGCAGAAUUUGAAUUGUCAGGUGAGCAACUGUCAGCUGAUAUACUGGUGGCUGACAUGUACAAAGAGGAUAAAUCUCUUAGUGUUGAUAUGACGGCAAAGGAAAUACCAACUGAAGGACAAGGGAGUAAGUUCAAGUUGCCAAAAUUUGGUAUCAGCCUUCCUGAGGUCAAGGGACCAAAAAUAGAUUCUACUGCAGUGAAAACAGAGAUUGAUAUAUCUCUACCUGAGGGAAAGAUGGAAGUCCACCUACCUGAGGUUGAACUGAAAAAAGGAACAACAGAGGUGAAAGCAGACAUACCAGAAAUAGACUCUAAAGAUCUUCAUGUGAAAACAAAAGGACCAGAUUUUCCAAAAUUUGGCUUUUCUGAAUCGGGAGUGAUGGUUCCUGAAACUGAUGUAAGUUUUUCAAAGGUUGAUGGCAAAUUACCAAAAGGAAGUGUAGACAUUGAUGUCCCAAGUACAAAUAUUACUGUAUCAGUGGAUGAUUCUGGUCAGAAAGAUGAAACAAAAUUUGGAUCUCCAACAAAGUUUAAACUUCCUUCAAUUGCACUUCCAAAAUUUGGAGCCAAAGCUCCAAAGGGAGAAGUAGAGGAUGUACAGAUCACAGGAACAGAAAUAAAUCUACCAAACGCAGAAUUAGAAAUGUCAGCAGGUGUAAAGGUGCCUGAUCUGGACAUUGAGCAUAAAUCUCCCAGUCUAGACACAAUGGCAAAAGAUAUACAAAUAGAACAGCAAGAAAGUAAGUUUAAAUUGCCAAAAUUUGGAAUCAGCCUGCCUGAAGUAAAAGGACCAAAAAUAGAUUCAAGUGCAGCCAGAACAGAGAUUGACAUAACUCUACCUGAGGGAAAGAUGGACGUGUAUCCACCUGAGGUUGAACUAAAAGAACAGACAAUUGAGGUUAAAGCAGACAUACCCGAAAUUGAUGUGAAAGCAAAAGGACCUAGUUUUUCCUUUCCCAAAUUUGGCUUUUCUAAAUCGGAAGUGAAGGUUCCAGAAGCUGCUGAAAGUCAUUCAAAGGAUGAUGUCGCAUUACCAGAAGGAAGUGUAGGCUUGGAAGGCCAAAGUACCAAUAUUACAGUAUCGAUGAGUGAUUCUGGUCAGAAAGAAAAAACAAAGUUUGGCUCUCCAACAAAGUUUAAACUUCCUUCAUUCACACUCCCAAAAUUUGGAGCCAAAAUUCCAAAAGGGGACACAGGUAAUUUACAGAUCACAAAACCAGAAAUAAGUCUACCAAACGCAGAAUUAGAAGUGUCAGCUGAACCACCGUCCAUUGACGUAAAGAUGCCUGAUGUGGAAAAAGAGGAGAAAUCUUUUAAUGUUGAAAUAAAGGCAAAGGAUAUCCAAAAUGAAGGACAAGAAGGUACGAUCAAAUUGUCAAAAUUUGGGAUCAGUGUUCCUGAAGUAACAGGACAGAAAAUGGAUCCAAGUGCAGCCAAAACAGAGAUUGAAAUAUCUCUACCUGAGGGAAAGGUGGAAGUGUUUCCACCUGAGGUUAAACUAAAAGAAGGAGCAACUGAGGUCAAAGUAGACAUACCAGAAAUAGAUUCUAAAAGUAUUGAUGUGAAAACAAAACGACCAAGUUUUUCAUUUCCCAAAUUUGGAUUUUCUAAAUCAGAAGUGAAGGUUCCAGAAGCUGAUGUAAGUCUUCCGAAGGUUGAUGUCAAAUUAUCAGAAGGAAGUGUAGACUUGGAAGGUCCGAAUACAGACAUUGCAGUAUCAGUUGGUGAUUCUGGACAAAAAGAUAAAACAAAGUUUGGCUCUCCAACAAAGUUUAAACUUCCCUCAAUCAAUUUACCAAAAUUUGGAGCCAAAGUUCCAAAGGGGGAGGUAGAGGAUGUACAGAUCACAGGACCAGAAAAAAGUGUACUAAAUGCAGAGUUAGAAUUGUCCACUGAGACACGGUCAGCUGAUAUACAGAUGCCUGACUUUGAUAAACAGGAGAGAUCUUUCAAGGAACGGAAAGGAAGUAAGUUCAAAUUGCCAAAAUUUGAGAUUAGCCUUCCUGAAGUAAAAGGACCAAAAAUAGAUUUAACUUCAGGCACGACAGAGACUGACAUAUCUCUACCUGAGGGAAAGAAGGAAGUGCAUCCACCUGAUAUUGACCUGAAAGAUGGAACAACCGAGGUGAAAGCAGACAUACCAAAAAUAGAUUCUGAAGGUCUUGAUGUAAAAACAAAACGCUCAGGUUUUUCAUUUCCCAAAUUUGGAUUUUCUAAAUCAGAAAUGAAGGUUCCGGAAGCUGAUGUAAGCUCUGCAGAAGUUGAUAGCCAAUUACCUGAAGCAAAUGUAGACUUGCAAGGCAAAAAUAUAGACAUUACAGUAUCAGUAGAUGAAUCUGGCCAAAAAGAUAAAACAAAGUUUGGCUCACCAACAAAGUUUAAACUUCCUUCAAUCUCACUUCCAAAAUUUGCCGCCAAAGCUCCAAAGGUUGGAACAGAGGAUGUACAGAUCAAAGGAGAAGAAAUAAAUAUACAAAAUGCGGAAUUGGAAUUGUCAGCUGAGCCAGCUGAUUUAAAAAUGCCUGAAUUUGACAAAAAGGAGGAGUCGCUUCAUGAGGAUAUAAAAAUUGAAGGACAAGGGAGCAAGUUCCAAUUGCCAAAAUUUGGGAUCAGCCUUCCAGAGGUAAAAGGAACAAAAAUAGAUUCAACUGCAGUGAAAACAGAAAUUGACAUAUCUCUACCUGAAGGAAAGAUGGAAGUCCUCCCACCUGAUGUUGAACUGAAAAAAGGAACAACCGAGGUGAAAGCAGAUAUUCCAGAAAUAGAUUCUAAAGGUCUUCAUGUGAAAACAAAAGGACCAGGUUUUUCAUUUCCCAAAUUUGGCUUUUCUAAAUCAGAAAUUAAGGUUCCUGAAACUGAUGUAAAUAUUUCAAAUGUUGAUGCCAAACUACCAGAAGGAAGUGUAGACAUUGAUGUCCCAAGUACAAAUAUUACUGUAUCAAUGGAUAAUUCUGAUCAGAAAGACGAAGCAAAAUUUGGCUCUCCUACAAAGUUUAAACUUCCUUCAAUUACACUCCCAAAAUUUGCAGUCAAAGAUCCAAAAGGGGAAGUAGACAAUGUACAGAUCACUGGACCAGAAAUAAAUCUACCAAAUGCAGAAUUAGAAUUGCCAGCUGAGCCACUGUCAGCUGAUAUAAAGAUGCCUGGGUUUGACAAACAGGAGAAAUCUCUCAGUGUUGAUUUGAAGGCAAGAGAUACUGAAGUUGAAGGGCAAGGAAGUAAGUUUAAAUUGCCAAAAUUUGGGAUCAGUCUUCCGGAAGUAAAAGGACCAAUGAUAGAUUCAAGUGCAUCUAAAACAGACAUUGACCUAUCUCUACCUGAGGGAAAGAUGGAAGUGAGUCUACCUGAUGUUGGACUGAAAAAAGGAACAGCCGAAGUGAAAGCAGACAUUGCAGAAGUAGAUUCUAAAGGUAUUGAUGUGAAAACAAAACGACCUAGCUUUUCAUUUCCCAAAUUUGGAUUUUCUAAAUCAGAUGCAAAGGUUCCAGAAGCUGAUGUAAGUCUUUCAAAGGUUGAUAUCAAACUACCAGAAGAAAGUGUAGACUUGGAUGAUUCUAGGCAAAAAGACAGAACAAAGUUUGGCUCUCCAACAAAGUUUAAACUUCCCUCAAUCACGCUCCCAAAAUUUGGAGUCAAACCUCCAAAGGGGGAAGUACAGAUCACAGGACCAGAAAUAAAUCUACCAAGUGCAGAAUUAGAAGUGUCUGCCGAUCCACUGACAACUGAUAUAAAGUUGCCAGAGUUUGACAACAAAGAGAAAUCUCUCAGUGUUGAUAUGAAGACAAGAGAUUCUGAAGUUGAAGGUCAAGCAAGCAAGUUCAAAUUGCCAAAAUUUGGGAUUAGCCUUCCUGAAGUAAAAGGACCAACAAGUGAUUCAUCUGCAGGCAAAACAGAGAUUGAUAUAUCUCUACCUAAGGGAAAGAUGGAAGUGCAUCUGCCUGAGGUCGAACUAAAAGAAGGAACAACAGGGGUGAAAGCAGACAUACCAGAAAUAGAUCCCAAAGGUAUUGAUGUGAAAACAAAACAACCAAGUUUUUCAUUUCCUAAAUUUGGAUUGUCAAAAUCUGAAAUUCCAGUUUCAGAAACUGAUGUAAGUCUUCCAAAGGCUGAUGUCACAUUACCAGAAGGAAGCAUAGAUUUGGCAGUCCAAAAUGCCAAUAUAACCGUAUCAGUGGGUGAUUCUGGCCAAAUAGAUGAAACGACGUUUGGCUCACCAACAAAGCUUAAACUUCCUUCAAUAACACUCCCAAAAUUUACAACCAAAGCUCCAAAGGGGGAAGCAGAGAAUGUGAGCAUUACUGGACCAGAAAUAAAUCUACCAAAUGCAGAAUUAAAGUUAUCAGCAGAGCCACUUUCCGCUAAUGUGAAUAUACCUGAGCUUGACAGUGUUAAUAUGAAGGCAAAGGAUAUCCAAAUUGAAGGUCAAGAGAGUAAAUUCAAAUUGCCAAAAUUUGGUAUCAGCCUUCCUGAGGUAAAAGGUCCAAAAGUAGAGUCAACUGCAGCCAAAACAGAGGUUGACAUAUCUCUACCUGAGGGAAAGAUUGAAGUGCAUCCACCUGAGGUUAAACUAAAAGAAGGAACAGCCAAAGUAAAAGCAGAUGUACCAGAAAUAGACUCUAAAGGUUCUGAUGUGAAAACAAAACAACCAAGCUUUUCAUUUCCUAAAUUUGGAUUUUUUCAUUCUGAAAAGAAAGUUCCAGAAGCUGAUGUAAAUCUUCCAAAAGCUGAAGUGAAAUUACCAGAAGGAAGUGUAGACUUGGUACAGCCAAGUACUGAUAUUACAGUAUCAGUGGAUGAUUCUGCUCAGAAAGAUGAAACAAAGUUUGGUUCACCAACAAAGUUUAAACUUCCCUCAUUCACACUCCCAAAAUUUGGAAUGAAAGCUCCAAAGGGGGAAGUAGAGAAUGUACAGAUCACUGGACCAGAAAGAAGUCUACCAAGUGCACAGUUAGAAUUGUCAGCUGGGCAACUGUCAGCUGAUAUAAAAGUACCUGAGCUUGACAAAGAGGAUAAGUCUCUCAGUGUUGAUUUGAAGGCUAAGGAUAUCCAAACUGAACAGCAAGGAAGCAAGUUCAAAUUGCCAAAAUUUGGCAUUGGCCUUCCUGAGGUAAAAGGUCCGAAAAUAGAUUCAACUCCUGCCAAAGCAGAGAUUGACAUAUCUUUACCAAAGGAAAAAAUGGAAGUGCACCCAUCUGAGGUUGAACUAAAAGAAGGAAAAAUGGAGUUAAAAGCAGACAUUCCAGUAAUAGAUUCUAAAUCUCUUGAUGUGAAAACAAAAGGACCAAGUUUUUCCUUUCCCAAAUUUGGCUUUUCUAAAUCAGAAGCAAAGGUUCCUGAAACUGAUGUAAGUCGUCCAAAAGUUGAUGUGAAAUUACCUGAAGCAAGUGUAGACACUGAAGUGCCAAAUACAGAUAUUGCCUUAUCAAUGGGUGAAAAAGAUAAAACAAAAUUUGGCUCACCGACAAAGUUUAAACUCCCUUCAAUCACACUCCCAAAAUUUGGAGCUAAAGUUCCAAAGGGAGAAGUAGAGGAUGUACAGAUCACAGGACCAGAAAUAAAUCUACCAAAUGCAGAAUUAGAAUUGUCAGGUGAGCCGCUGACAACUGUUGUAAAAAUGCCUGAGUUUGGCAAACAGGAUACAUCUCUCAGUGGUGAAAUGAAGGCAAAGGAUGUGCAAAUUGAGGGGCAAGGCAGUACGUUCAAACUGCCAAAAUUUGGAAUCAGCCUCCCAGAGGUAAAAGGACCAAAAAUUGAUUCAGGUGCUCUACCUUCUAAAGGGUCUGUAGACACUUCUGCUAUGGAAAUUCAAAUUAAAGCACCAGAAAUAAGUAUACCAGAUGCAGACUUAAAGUUGUCAGCUGAUAUAAAAGGGUCUGAUGUUGCUAAAAUGGAGAAACCUAUCAGUACAGACAGGAAGCUUGAAGGCAUGCAGAUUGAGGGGCAAGGGAGUAAGUUCAAGUUGCCUAAAUUUGGGAUCAGUCUUCCUGAGAAAAAAGGAACAAAAAUUGAUUUAAGUACUGCCAAGACAGAAGGAAAAGGAGAACUGUAUCCACUUAAAGCAGACAUUGAAAAGGAUAUCACAGACACAACUGCUAAGUUAAAUGUCACUGGCACAGAUAUUAAAUUGCAUGAUUCACAAACUCAAGGUGAAGUUAAAGACACCAUUCAAGGACUUCCAGAGGCAUCUGUUAAAAUGGAAGAAGGAGACAAAGGAUCAUCAAGCAGAUUCAAACUUCCUACAAUUAAAAUGUCAAAGAUCAGUAUGUCCAAAACUAAAUCUCAGGAUGGAGACAGUGAUACUACCAUGACUGCAAAUGUUCCAGAGGUUGUUAUAGAACCCAAACAUAAAAAAGAUUCACAAGGGCAUGAGAAGUCAUCAAAAUUCACUAUUCCAACACUUGGUGAUGUUCUCAGGGGCUUUGAUGUUGAAUUCAAUGUGCCAAGAUUAGAUGAAAUUGAGGGGGCAAAGACAGAACCUUCAGCUCCUGUUAAAAUGGAACAUGAAAUAGAAGUUAAAGACGAGGUCUCAUCUGAAGCUACAGCCAAAUAUAAGGAAGAUGGAGCUCAGGAAAAAACUACACUUACAUUUAAACUUCCCAAGCUAGGAAUCAAUCUGCCUUCAGAUGAAGGUGAUAGGAAGACGGACCCAGAAGCCAGUGUUGAAAAUAAUGAAAAGCAAAUGGUGACUCAGACAGAUGAUAAAUCAGUAGCAGAUGACAAACAAAUGAAAGCUGACAAGAGUGGAUGGUUUAGGUUUCCAAAGUUUUCGUCACCAACCAAAACUGCAAAAGCUACUGAAAAAGAAGCUUCUCAACCACCUCAGAAAACCGAUGAGAGUCCAGUGAGUGACAGUAAGGAGAAAGAGCCCGGACAGAGUUCAUCUAGAGAUAUUGAAGAGGACAGUGUCAGCCCAACAUUGUCCAUGAGAUCAUCUGAUGCUUUUGCUGAUGUAAGUUCUGCACUAACAACUGAACAUGUUUGCCUUUCUCUGGCUUCUCCUACAAAAGUCAAAGUGAAAUAUUCUGAAUCUACUGCAACUGUUGAGCUCAGUGACUUACAUAGUGAUGUUAUUACUUCAACAGCCAGGACUGAACUAAUUUCCAUGGAGCCUCAUCAGCCAGAGAAAGUGAAUAUUCCAGGCUCUUCUGAUAUGUCUUCUUCUUCAGUGGAUACUCUCAGAGAGAUGUCAGGAGAAAUUCACAGAAUUGUGUCAAAUGUACAAACUGUACCAGACACACAGCACGCUGCAAUCUUCAGCAGUGUAGAUUCAAAAGAUACUGAAACCUUGGCUCUACAGAAAGUAGCAGUACAAUCAGCCUCAUUAAUGGCAGUUGAUAAGACUAGAGUGCUAAAAGAACAACACACUUUAGUGGAGAGGUAUAUAGUAACAGAGGUAUUUGGUGAAAAUAAGGAGGAAGUAAUUGUCACAAAGAAAACACAGGUUUUUGAGGAAGACUCAGAUGCUGUCUCUGGUGACACAGCCUCCUCCAUACGCAAGUUGAGAGACACGGUACACACUGAGAAAAUGAGAUUUUUUGAGAGUUCAGAGUCAGAUAAACAAAUUGUAGAAAGUGAUGAAACAGAUUUAAGGCAUAUAGAUUCCUCUGCAGAAGAGAAUGAGGGGAAAUGAACUUUAACUGUCAUUUAGCGGGAACUUGAUUUGUGGCUUCAGAAUCUGAUAGACAUUUGAUUGAUUUUUUUUUUCCAAUGCAUUUAUAUUGAGUGCAGAACUAGAUGUAUGGCUAUAGCUAAUAUAGCUAGGGGCCAGCUAUAACACCUAUAUAACACCAUAACAAAACAAAACAGGGUUAGAUAGUCCAUGUAAGACCAGGUUUUAACAAAGAACAAAUUCAUUUACCUUGUUUUAGUAUUGAACACCUAAAUAUAUGUGCACUCUUCCUUGUCUACCUUGUCUCCUGUAAAUUGUUUACAGUGGUAUCAUAAAGGAGGGAUAAUAUAUAUAGCAUAUGGCAAUUGAAAAUAAAUAAUAGUAUAAUAAUAUUAUAUUUUAGAGUAAAUAGUCUGUUUGUCCUGAACUAUGUUGUUGUCAAAAUUAAUAUAAUUAAACAUAAUUUUUGCAUUCCUGUAAAGAGAUGAAAAUGUUCAAAGCUAUGUAAAUAUGUUUGAUUCUUUUUUCUGUUCUAUGUUACCUUGCUGCAAAACACAGUAGAUUUGCUCCUGCAAUUAAAUUACUGUAUUUACACGAGCAUAUACACCAAAAUAAAUAUUUUAAAAUCAAAA
Astyanax mexicanus (Mexican tetra) is the source of this 14371-nucleotide messenger RNA. RefSeq names its product protein AHNAK2. Gene Ontology annotation, biological process: regulation of RNA splicing; peripheral nervous system myelin maintenance. The coding region runs from base 366 to 13760 and encodes 4464 amino acids. Lineage: Eukaryota; Metazoa; Chordata; Actinopteri; Characiformes; Acestrorhamphidae. The record is from RefSeq and is a predicted model, not a curated record. Gene Ontology annotation, molecular function: protein binding. Gene Ontology annotation, cellular component: cytoplasm; nucleus. The transcript is spliced from 7 exons.